Messenger RNA from Impatiens glandulifera, 3723 nucleotides. RefSeq names its product ABC transporter C family member 10-like. The record is from RefSeq and is a predicted model, not a curated record. Gene Ontology annotation, biological process: transmembrane transport. Bases 34 to 3723 code for a protein of 1229 amino acids. The transcript has 8 exons. Gene Ontology annotation, molecular function: ATP binding; ATP hydrolysis activity; ABC-type transporter activity. NCBI's taxonomy places the organism in Eukaryota, Viridiplantae, Streptophyta, Magnoliopsida, Ericales, Balsaminaceae. Gene Ontology annotation, cellular component: plant-type vacuole; vacuolar membrane.
ACCCCUUUUACAAAUGCCGGAUUCUUCAACAAGAUGUGUUUUUUAUGGAUCAACCCACUAAUCAAAACAGGAAAAAACAAAACCCUGGAAGAAAAAGACAUCCCAAACUUAAGAAAUUCAGAAACCGCAGAUCAAUGUUAUUCAACCUUCAUGAAGAUUCUCAGCAAACACAACAUAAUCUCCAAAUCCAACAUUCUCUUAUCAAUAUACAAAUGGCAAAGAAAAGACAUCACAGUCUCUGCUCUCUUCGCAUUCAUUAAGGUUAUAACAAUCAUCGCCGGUCCUCUUCUUCUCAACGCCUUCAUUAAAGUCGCCGAAGGCGGCGGCGGCAACGAUAAAUCUUUCGUAAACGAACCCUAUGUUCUCGCCGCCGCCCUCUUCGUCGCCAAAAUGUUCGAAUCUUUGUCGGAAAGACAAUGGGUUUUCAAAACUAAACUCAUUGGUCUUAGAAUUAGAUCAUGUCUAUCCGCCGCCAUUUAUAGUAAACAACUCCGACUAUCAAACGCCGCUAAAUCGCCAAUAACAAACUACGUUAUGAUCGACGUUUACAAGAUCGCCGAUUUCCCAUAUUGGUUUCAUCAGAUUUGGACAACUCCACUCAUGAUUCUUCUUUCCCUUCUCAUAAUAUAUUCAUCUGUUAAAUUAGCAACGGUGCCCGCGUUCUUGAUCAUCGUGUUAUUCGUGUUUGGAAACUACCCGAUCGCGAAAAUUCAACAUAAACGCGUUUCAAAUCUCGCGACGGCACAAGACUCUCGGCUUAAGGCGGUUAUCGAGGGAUUAACGAAUGUUAAAGUUUUGAAACUUUAUGGAUGGGAAAAUCAUUUUAAGAAGACGAUUGAGCGUUUGAGGUUGGUUGAAUCUAAUUGGUUGUCGGCGUUUCAACAUCAACGAGGAUAUCAUCUUGUUUUGUUCUGGUCUUGUCCUGUCGUCGCUUCUGCCGUCGCUUUUUGGACAUGUUAUCUUUUGAAGAUUCCGAUCAAUGCUAGUAAAGUUUUCACUUUUCUUGCAACUUUGAGGAUUUUACAAGAACCCAUUAGAUUAGUUCCAGAAGUUGCUUCAGCUUUCAUUGAAGCAAACAUCGCGUUAACUCGAAUUUCCGAAUUUCUCCAAUCGCCCGAGUUGCAAAACCAACGCAUCGAAAUGAAUCAAAGUGAAGAGAUUGACGAUGCCAUUGUUGUAAACGCAGAUGGAAUUUCAUGGGAUGUUAAUUCUUCAAAGAAUACUUUAUCCGAUGUUAAUUUAACGGUCAAAUUUGGUGAAAAGGUGGCGGUUUGUGGAGAGGUCGGGUCUGGAAAGUCGACUCUUUUAGCGGCUAUUCUCGGUGAGGUCGAAUUGGUUUGUGGGUCGGUGAGUGUUAAUGGAAAUAUCGCGUUUGUUUCUCAAAUGGCGUGGAUUCAAACGGGUACCAUUCGAGAAAACAUUCUUUUUGGGUCGGAAAUGGUUCAAUCUAGAUACGAGGAAGUGUUGGAGAAAUCUUGUUUGGUUAAAGAUCUCGAUAUGCUUCCGAAUCGUGAUCUAACCGUAAUAGGAGAACGCGGUGUUAAUCUUAGUGGCGGUCAAAAGCAACGCGUUCAACUUGCCCGAGCGUUGUAUGAAAACGCCGACGUUUAUUUACUCGACGAUCCAUUUAGUGCCGUCGAUGCUCAUACUGCCGCUAGCUUAUUCAAUGAAUACGUUAUGCAAGCAUUAUCGAGGAAGACGGUUUUACUCGUGACAAGCCGAGUUGAUUUCCUUCCGGCUUUCGAUUCAAUUUUGUUAAUAUCCAAUGGAAGAAUAGCUCAACAAGGAAGUUAUGACCAACUAAUAACUUCAAACCAACAAUUCCAAAACCUAGUAAAUGCUCAUCACAAAGACAAUGUUGGCUCCAAACAAGGUGCAAAAUCGAGAUCAUUCAACGACAUGAUCGAGGAAAGGCGAUCCAAAGAUGAAGAUUCCUCUCAAGGAGAUCCAUUGAUUAGACGAGAAGAAAGGGAAUCGGGAGACAACGGUUUUAAGCCAUAUUUACAAUACUUCAACCAAAAGAAGGGAUUCUUUUACCUUUCAUUGGUUAUUAGUGCCCAUUCAAUUUACAUUGCGGGACAAUUGGCGCAAAAUAUAAUGUUGGCUAUCUAUUUGAGGGAUCCCGGUUCGAGCAUUCGUGAACUCAACAUUGUAUACACUUUGAUUGGAUUGGGAAUGUCGAUUUUCCUUCUCGUUAGGUCAUAUGGUUUAGUUAUCUUGGGCCUCAAAGCAUCAAACUCCAUUUUCUCGAAGCUUAUGACAUCUCUUUUCGGUGCUCCCAUGUCGUUUUUCGACUCAACUCCACUUGGAAGAAUACUUAGUCGGGUAGCAUCGGAUAUGAAUAUUGUGGACUUGGAAUUGGGAUUCAAAUUCGGCAUACUUACGGGGACGGCGUUAAACAUUCUUUUCACCUUCGGAGUUCUCUUUUUCCUAAGUUGGCCGGUCUUAUUCAUCGUCAUUCCUAUAGUUUAUGUCACCAUAUUGUUGCAGAGAUUCUACUUUGCUUCGUCGAAAGAAUUGAUGCGAAUCGAGGGAACAACAAAGUCAUCCGUCGCAUGCCAUCUCAACGAAUCAAUUUCCGGAGCCAUAACCAUUCGUGCUUUCGGAGAAGAGGAGAGAUUCUUUUCAAAUUACCUAAGUCUUAUCGACGCAAACGCGAGCCCAUCUUUCCACAAUUUCUCAUCCAACGAAUGGCUAAUCCAACGACUCGAAAUCCUUUGUGCCGCAGUUCUCUCAAGCUCGGCUCUCGCCUUAACAUUGCUAAACCUAAAUAAGCCUUCAAACUCGGGAUUCAUAGGAAUGACACUCGUUUACGGUCUUUCACUAAACAUUUACGUGGUUCUCUAUGUUCAAAGCCAAUGCAUGGUAUCCAACGCAAUAGUUGCGGUUGAAAGGCUCGAGCAAUACACUCACAUUCAACCCGAAGGAAGAAGCGAUCUCCAACCGACGACGACAAAACCACCCGAGAAUUGGCCAUCAAAUGGUAGAAUUGAGAUCUUCGAUUUGAAAAUCCGUUAUCAUAUGAACUCACCUCUCGUUCUUCGCGGAAUCAAUUGUUUAAUCGAAGGAGGGAGUAAAGUUGGAAUAGUGGGAAGAACCGGAAGUGGGAAAACAACUUUGAUAAGCGCAUUGUUUCGGCUUGUAGAACCUACCGAAGGGAGGAUUGUCGUCGAUAAUAUCGACAUAUCUUCGAUUGGACUUCAUGAUCUUCGUUCUCACAUGGGAAUUAUCCCGCAAGAACCUACUUUGUUUAGUGGUUCUGUGAGAUUCAAUCUUGACCCUUUAUCAGAACAUACUGAUCAUGAGAUUUGGGAGGUUCUUGAGAAGUGUCAAUUGAAAGAUGCAGUUCAAGAAAAAGAAAACGGCUUGGAUUGCUUAGUUAUAGAAGAUGGAUCAAAUUGGAGCAUGGGACAAAGGCAAUUAUUUUGUAUGGGGAGAGCAUUGUUAAAGAGAAGAAAGAUAUUAGUUCUUGACGAAGCAACUGCGUCAAUAGAUAACGCUACCGAUUUAAUCAUACAAAGAAACGUGAGCAGAGAAUUUGCAGAUUGUACUGUAUUAACCGUGGCUCAUAAAAUCCCUACGGUUAUCGACUACUGCAACAUGGUCAUUGUCAUUGACGAUGGUGAAAUGGUGGAAUAUGAUGAGCCGAAGAAUCUCAUGAACAAAGAUAGCUCAUAUUUUGCGAAGCUUGUUAAGGAAUAUUACUCUCACAAUAUUAUUUGA